AUGGUACAGAGUAAAAACAGUUCCGGCGUAGCAGCUAUUGGAACGGCCGUUCCCCGCCCCACCAUGCGAGGGAUCUGGAGCCAAGCGAUUACCCUAGCGGUAAUACAAAUCGCUCUAGUCACAGGAAAGGCGUUAAUACCGCAAGAACAACAAGCACAGCAACAAUUGGAGCCUAUUGCUGAGGCCACUAAUAACGCGCAGAAACGUGUUGGCUACGACUAUCCCGCCCCACCGCUCGAUCUUGUGAAUCCUUUCCAAGAACACGACGAUUUGCACCUUCAUGGCGACCAUCAUGAAGUACUAGAACAUCACGAAGAACACGAAUAUCCCGAAGCACAUGAGCAUCACGAUGAACAUCAUAUUCAUGAAGAACAUCAUAUAGAAGAACAUCAUGAAGUACAUCACGAACACCACGACCACCACGAUCACCACGACCCAGGUUAUUGGAAAAAGAAACUUAUAUGGAAACCGGGCUGGAAGAAAAUAUGGAAGCAAUCGAAAAAACAAAUAUGGAAACCAUCAUGGAAAAAAAUUUGGAAGCCUAUUUGGGUCCCGACUAAAAUUCCCGUUUGGAAAGAUAUUAAAGUACCAGACUGGAAAAAAAUUUACAAACCCGUGUGGAAGCCUAUAAAAGUUGCAGCUUGGAAAGAGGUAAAAGUUCCAGACUGGAAAAAAAUACAAGUCCCCGUAUAUAAAGACAUAGUGGUACCAGGUUGGAAAGAAAUUCAAGUUGUAGCAUGGAAACAAGUAUGGGUGCCAGAAUGGGUUAAAGUAGGCGUACCCGGUGAGAAAUACCUUGGUAAAGAUCAUGACGGAUGGGAAUACACUUCACAUGAUCUUUGGAAAAAAAAGUUAAUUUGGAAACCAAUUUGGAAAAAGUACUGGAAGCCAGCUAAGAAAGAAAUCUGGAUACCAGAUAAAAAAUUAGUAUGGAAAGAUGAGUGGAAGCAAAUAUGGAAGACAGAGAAGCAAAAAAUUUGGGUAGGUGACAAAAAGCUUAUUUGGAAAGAAGCUUGGCAACAAAUUUGGAAACCGUCGAAGAAACUAGUCUGGAUACCAGAUAAAAAACUAGAAUGGAAAGAAGCUUGGAAACAGAUAUGGGUGCAAGAUUGGAAAGAUAUUUGGAUUCCAGGAGUCAAGAAAAUUUGGCGACCAGUUUGGAUAUCUGAGUGGUUUCCCUCUCCUGAUCAUCAUGAACAUGUUCAUGAAUCGCAUGGAUGGGAUCGAAGUGAUAAUAGCGCAUCAGGUAGUCAAAAGUCAGUAGCUGUUAAAGAAGCUCCUCAGCAACUGAAGCCGCAACAAUCUCAGCAGUCAACAUGGCAGUUUCCAAAAUAA
Parnassius apollo (apollo) is the source of this 1335-nucleotide messenger RNA. The record is from the annotation of a GenBank genome assembly. NCBI's taxonomy places the organism in Eukaryota, Metazoa, Arthropoda, Insecta, Lepidoptera, Papilionidae.